Messenger RNA from Sphaerodactylus townsendi, 6408 nucleotides. RefSeq names its product protein tyrosine phosphatase receptor type J (gene PTPRJ). Bases 52 to 2172 code for a protein of 706 amino acids. Gene Ontology annotation, biological process: protein dephosphorylation. Gene Ontology annotation, molecular function: protein tyrosine phosphatase activity; protein binding. The transcript is spliced from 17 exons. The record is from RefSeq and is a predicted model, not a curated record. NCBI's taxonomy places the organism in Eukaryota, Metazoa, Chordata, Lepidosauria, Squamata, Sphaerodactylidae.
CCCCACCCUGGUACACGGUAUACAUUCACCAUAUAUCCACAAGUAGCUGAUAUGGACGGAGAUCCAGAAAAUAUAUCUACCUAUACAAAACCCAGUGCUGUUUCUAAUAUCACAAUCAAAAAUAUCAGCGAAAAUGAAGUAAUCUUAAGUUGGAGUUCUGAAGAUGCAGCUGCUUCUGGAUACACCUACAGAGUAUACAUAAUAAAUGUGAAUACUACAAAGGGCCUCAACCAAACAUUCUCAUCCCAAAUGGCCUCCAUCCAGAACUUAAAUCCAGGCACCUCUUAUAUAUUCUCAGUUUUUGCACAAGUGAAUAAUGGCAAAACUGAAGGAGACUCCAGCAUCCUGUCUGUCUGUACAGUUGCAGCAUCAGUGGAUGAACUGAACUGUACAUCAGUACCUAAGCAGCCAGAACUGACUUUAAAAUGGAAUCCUCCUUCUGGCCUUUGUAAUGGCUUUCUGAUUCAGAUCUCAAACAGUGCUUUCAACAAAACGGAACAUUACAGCUCAGAAAAUCAGGGUGCUGUAAUGAAAAAUCUGAGUUACUUUUCCAACUACACAGUUAGGAUUGUAACCCAGUCAUGUGGGGAAAAGAGCUCUCCACGGGAAAAAAUGUGUCGUACAAGUAUCACUGAUCCUCCAGUUCCUUCUGAACCACCUGCUAUUGAGGCAACUAGUCAUAACUCAUUGAAAGUUCGGUUUUGGCCUUUUAAUCCCAUUAAUGGACCAUUAAAAGCAUAUGCGGUAAUAAUCUCAUCAAAAGAAAUGAAGUGCAGCAAUGCAUCUUUGACAGACACUUAUCAGGAUUUUACCAAGGGAAAAACAAAUUCUUAUGUUGCAAAUGUCAAAUAUGUGCAACAUUCCCACGAAGAUGAUCGUUAUAGUAUUGAAAUAGGAGAUGGCUCAACACAUCAUCACUAUUUCAAUGGGAAGCUAGAUCCUCUUGGCUCAUAUAGUGCAUGUGUGGCUGGUUUCACGUCUAUCGUUUUUAAGAAUGACUCUAUCAGCUCAAGGGAAAGCUAUGUCUCAUUUUCGGAUUUCUCUUCAUUUGUUGCCUUACCCCAAAAUCCAGAAGUUAUCACAGGAGCCGUUGUUGGGUGUAUUCUGGGUGCUGUUCUUGUUGCUGCAAUAGUGGGUUUCAUCUUUUGGAAAAAGAGAAGGAAAGAUAGAAAAAACAAUGAGGUGCCUUUUUCUCCAAUUGCACCUAAAAAAUCAAAAUUAAUUAAAGUUGAAAACUUUGAAUCUUAUUUUAAGAAACAAAAAGCUGAUUCAAACUGUGGGUUUGCAGAGGAGUAUGAGGACCUCAGGCCAGUUGGUGUUAAUCAGCCCAAAUUUGCUGCUGAACUACCAGAUAACAAAGGAAAAAAUAGAUACAACAAUGUCUUGCCGUAUGAUAUUUCUCGUGUUAAACUUUCAGUCCAAAGCCAUCCAUUCAGUGAUUACGUUAAUGCAAACUAUAUCCCUGGAUACAAUUCCAAGAAAGAGUUCAUUGCUGCUCAGGGUCCUUUACCAAACACUGUUCAAGACUUCUGGCGCAUGAUCUGGGAGAAAAGUAUUCAUACUAUUGUUAUGCUGACUAAAUGCAUUGAACAAGGCAGAACAAAGUGUGAGGAAUAUUGGCCAAAUAAACAGUCCAAGAACUAUGGGGACAUAACUGUAGCCAUGACCUCAGAAAUUAUCCUUCCAGAGUGGACAAUAAGAGAUUUUUCCAUGGGAAAAAGUGAUUCAUCUGUAAGUCACCCUGUGCGACAGUUUCACUUCACUGCCUGGCCAGAUCAUGGUGUUCCAGAAACAACUGACCUCCUCAUCAGCUUCAGGCACUUAGUGCAGGACUAUAUGAAGCAGAAUGCCCCCACUCCUACUUUGGUACACUGCAGUGCUGGUGUUGGGAGGACUGGAACUUUCAUUGCAAUUGACCGUUUGAUCCAUCAGAUGGAGAUGGAGAACACAGUUGAUGUGUAUGGCCUUGUAUAUGAUCUCCGAAUGCAUCGGCCUUUAAUGGUGCAGACAGAGGAACAAUAUGUCUUCCUAAACCAAUGUGUUAUGGAUAUUAUUAACACCAAGAAAGAGAAGAAAGCAGACUUGAUCUAUCAAAAUACAAACGCCAUGGCAAUCUAUGAGAACUUUAGGCCAUCACCACGUCUUGGAAAGGCAAAUGGUUACCACGUGUAACUGUUAAGGAAUAACAUGCUACCCACUUCUGACAUGUAUAGGAAAGCAAAUAUGCACUGAGGUUUUUUCCCUAUCUUUAUGUAAAGAGACUUUUAAAAUAACUGAUCUGAACAUACACAUAUAAAAAUGCCAAUGAGAACUGUGGUUUAAUGCAUUAAUCAGAGGAAAUCUGCUUCGAUGUAUUAUUUUUGGAAGAAAUUAACUCAUAUUGACUGAACAGGGAUGUCUGUUUUUAAAUGUAAACAUAAUUACUAUAAGGACUUUUAAAAUUAAGUCAGACUUGGAAGAAAUUGAAUCUAUUUUACAAGUUUGGGUGAUGUUAAUUUGUAGAUUUGGUUGCUUUGCCAAAUGAAUAGUCAAAGAACAGUGACUGUUCAUGUUUUUUUCUAAAAGGGAGCACAAAUAUAUUUUGUUAAUUGGAUGUUUUAAUAUGUUAUUGUGCCUUUUUUCUAUCUAUUUUGCUAUAGACAAAAAUGAUCAGAGUCCUAUAUUUUUGUAUUGAAAUUCUCAGUGGGAAUAUAACAUUUCAGUAAGAUUAAUAAUUUCUGUGGAAUAGCUUUGCUGAUUCUUCCCUCCUGGAAGUGGUAGUGUGUAAAGCAACAGCUUUGCAAUUCAGUCUGUUCACUUGAUCAUGUGGAAAUAUCUGUGUGAUAUCUGUUUCACACAACAAGAUAUCACAGUUUUCUCAUAGAGGCUAAUCUAAAACUAAUGUCAUUUUGUGUUCAUUUGUAGGAUUUAAAAAUGCCUCCCAUUUUCAUCAAUUAUUGGCACUUGUUUCAAACAUUUGCAUUAUUGUAAUGCUGUUAGUGACUUCAGAUGCCACAAUGCUUCCUCUGAUGGGAUGAUUUCACAGGUUUUUGUAAACAUAAUGGUGUAAAUUUUUACAGCCAAUCACAUCAAGGAGUUUACAAGUACGAAUGAGGUUGGGGUCAGUAAGGGUAAGGUGAAGGGAAUUGAUGCUGAGAAAUAUUAGCAGCCAAUAUAACAAACAUCAAAACAAUGCGUUUGGUAACAUGGGUAUAUUUUUCAGUGAUAAGCUUGGCCGUAUUAGAAUAUAUUCCUUUCAAAGCAAGUAUCAUAAUUAGAGAAUAUUUAACUGAAAAUUGAAAAAGUUAGAAGCAGGACUGUUAAACAUUCACUGGUUUCUUAGAAAAAUAAUAUGGGGGCAGCUCUCACUAGAGAUGCUCAUCUGUGAUCUUGAAUAAGUGCCACAUUAUCUUUCCUCAGGUUUCAGAGUGGUUUCAGAAGGGCACAUCAAGUUCAAAUUGGCUUUAGUCAGCCACUUUCCUGUAUGGUUAAAGCCAUGUGUUAAGUUUCCAAAGUGCUUAAUGUGUGGUUAGCAGUUUAAGUGGUAAGCUUAUAAUUUGGUUAUUACCAUAGUAGAUCUUGGAUAUUUGUCCUUAGUGGUAUCAAAUAGGGAAGAGAAGGGUCAUUCAAUCUGGACUUUAACUUUUUUUUUCUCAUGGUGUAUUUGUGUGUGUAUGGCUUGGUUGCGUUGUGAGUUGUUGGCGGGAGGAGAGGCUCCCAUGUCUGGUGUAAUGUCUACUGUUUUAUUGUACAUAAUAAGGAUUUAUUUAAAGGUGCAAUAUUUGGUUUACUGAUUGCCUCUAUUCCCAUAGAGUUUUACUCAGGUUCAAGCUGUCCUCUUACUUGUUGUGUUUUUUUUUAAAAAAAUGUAUAAUUUUAUGUAGUUUUCAUUUUUCUUUGCUUUCAAAAUCAGUUUACUUCUGCUGAUUCUGAUAACUGCGGAAUGUGAUUUUAUCCAGUUAAAACUGAGGUAUAGAUUGUUAGUGUCUUAUAUAUCAAAGAUAUAUAAUUUUUGUUUGCCUUUUGCUGCUGUAGUUGAAGUAGCUACAAGUAAUGAAAACUGAAGGAUUCUCUAUCAAAUUUAUUUUGUUGGUACACUGAUUGAAAUUAUGAAGGCAUUCCUAAUGAGGGACAUGUUUGACAAAUGGGGCAAGAGUUCAUUAUUGUUUUAGUCAAUGCGCUGGCAGCAUUACAAACUGGUGUGAUCUUUGCAUGUAUUAUAGAGUUAGCUAUAAAGUAUUUUAUUAUUGCAGGCCCCAGCCCUCAGCCCAGCUUUCUUUGCCAUAAAGCAUCUUUGAAUUGUGCAGAUGCAGGCAGGAUGCUUGAGUAAUGAUUGCUGAAUGUAUCCUUGGUUCUGUGGUAUUUCAAAGUCUGUCUGGCAAAAGCUGCUGCAUUUUUUGGGAAAUAAGAUGACUCUAAAUUUGGAAAACAGUUGCCCUACUUACACUGGUCCUAUUGAAAUCAGUGAUCAUGACUUUUCUUUUUCUAUGGCUCUUAUAUAGGAUGGUACUGAAUUUUGUAUGUUUCAGAUACAAUCACAUUUUGGUAAAAAAAAACUAUUUAAAUGUUUGAAUUUGCUCCAUGUGUUCCAUUUUUUUAAUUCAAAGGGUCUAUAUGCAAGAGCCAGCCAAACUUAACCGGUAAAUUGUUUUCUAUGUUACAAGUGAAGGACUUGUCCUGUAUACUUUUGGAGGUACAAUUUGGUAAGGACUGGCAAAUGGUUAUCUCUAGAUAAGGGAAGAGGCUUAGUAUGGGAAUCAUUUUGUUCAGAAAUAUGUCUGUCCUUCUACAACAACUAGAUAAAUCUUGUGGCACCAUACAGCCCAACAUGUUUAUCAUAGAAUAAAUUGUUGCAGACCAUGGUCCAAAGAGAUACAUAAUUGACUAUGUUUCUAUCAGCUUGGAUCAAAUGUUGACCAUUUAUCUAAUAUAAGGGGCAAUGAUCAGCAGUAACCAAACCCUAAAUAUUCAAUGGCAGUUGUGAAGACUUUUUUGCUCAUUUUGAGGAACUGACACCUAUGUUAACAGAUGAAGUCUGUUAUGGAGGAUGGGUCUCUGUUAGCAUAUUGGCUGUUUAUAAAAUACCUGUUCGUUGUAGUGUCAAGAACCGAAAAGUGCAUCUGAAAACUGGCUGGGGUUGGUGUUUUCCACUGAAAUAUAAAUGGCAUUUUCUUUAGGCAGAGCAAAUAUUCUUAAGAAUCAUCUGCCUCAAGUGAUUAUUGAUGUAAAUCUUGGUAAAAUCUUUCCUGGAAAAGCUGUAGGAUUCAUUGUUAGAGGUAUUUAAUUUCAUUUGAUCAUAAGUAGGUAUUUAAUUUCAUUUUAUUUUGAGGCAAAUAGAGAGAAGAUAGGGGGUACUUUAUAUUCCCUAAGUAAAAGCCUCCCUUCUUCUGUGCCAAUUAGCUCCUUGCCAUCCACUCUGCAUAUCAUUAUGAUGCUAAAGGAUGCAUCCUGGUUGUAGGCGGUAUCCCUGAUAGGAGCUGUAAGGUGGAAGGGAACUGUGCACCGAGGCAUGCAUCUGUUUUUGAGCUAGGAUCAGAAUUAUUACUAACCACCAAUGUGAAUUGCAAAUCACUGCUGGGGGGGGGGGCAUGUUAAACAUCUGUCCCUCCAUACCUGUGUCUGAGUGCAAUGUAGCUAACGGUCUGGGGUAUUACACUGUGCUAUCCAAAGCACUUGUGUUGUCCACUGUCCGGCUUUUCCACUAGGGAGGGCAAAGCAGCUCUCAUCAGAUGGUGGAUUUUGUGGUACUAAUCAAGGGCAGCAGAUUGUACAUUAUUUAAUUUGUUAUAUGUUUACUACUAUUUGUUGUUUCUGCCUCAAGCACUCUGUUUACUGGUGUAGAAGAUUGCCCGGCUGAUUAUUUAGCAAAAGUGGCUGAAAGAAUAAUUUUCUCACUAGUAUGCUAACUGUAUAAUUUCCUUUUGAUCUAGGCUUAGGAGGGAUGAGAAUACACCUGAAUAUUUUCUGAUGUUUCUGAGACUGUUCAAGUCACUCUUUUCUUGACUUUGAUUGGAUGUAAUGUCUAAGUGUCAGGGUGCCAAGAAAAAGGGAUUUUCAUUCAGCAAAGGUUUUGCUUCCUGUGUUCACUGCUGUUUAAAACCAAUUUAUCUCUUAUGCACUGGAAACUAUUGGUAAUUCCAACAUCCAGCAGGACCUCCUCAGCUGUGGUCAUGGUUCUGUACUGGUCAUGCAUUUCCCUUCCUCAGAUGCCUGCCAGUAUUUCUCACAGUUUUUGCCUGAUAUGGGAGGCCUACGUUUAAAAGGGAGUAUGCAUCACUGCUUGUAGUUAUGAUGGUUAUUUGUUGACCAAUAUGUACAUUUUCCAGUGUUUCAUCCACUGUAUCAAUAUUUACAGCAUACUGUCUUAAUUUUAAUGGUUUAAUUGUUUUUCAGUGACAAAGAAGAGACUAAAUAAAAACAUUGACAUAA